AUGGCCCGAUUCAACUUCAUUCACUACCUCUUCGCUGUCUUUGUCGUGCUGGCCAUGGCCGCUCACGCUCGACCGGCCUCGUCUGACGCAGAUAUGGACACUGUUACUGGUAUGUCCGGCAUGUCGACGAAGGCCGACUCUAGUAUGGGAGGCGUAGAUAAGCGCUCGGGCAAUACACCGAUGGCCGAUACCGAGGCCGAAUAUAUGGAGGAUAUGAAGGAAGCCAUUCAGGCUGCUGCCGAGGCUGCCUCCAAGGCCACUGCCACCACUGCUGGUCCUCGUCCUACCACUGCUGGCCCUCGUCCUACUCCUGGCGUGGCCACCACGGUCCCUACCACCACCACUGCUGCUACUACUGCUGCUACUACUGCUGCUACUACUGCUGCUUCUGCUCCUAGCAAGCCUUCGGGCAGCUCGAAGCCAUCACCAUCGGCUGCUCCGACCGCAUCCAGCCCGGCUGAAAAGUCCAGCCUUCUGGCGGGAGUUCCCCUCAUUGGUCCUAUGCUUGCUGGUCUUGCUUAG
Messenger RNA from Talaromyces rugulosus, 522 nucleotides. RefSeq lists its product as uncharacterized. The coding region runs from base 1 to 522 and encodes 173 amino acids. The transcript has 2 exons. NCBI's taxonomy places the organism in Eukaryota, Fungi, Ascomycota, Eurotiomycetes, Eurotiales, Trichocomaceae. The record is from RefSeq and is a predicted model, not a curated record.